UAUGAGAAACCCCCAUUUCUCUCUCUGACGCGCUUACCAAGACAGUCGUGUUUCUUCGACGCCGGUAGAGCGAGAGCUCGCCGGCGUCGCCUCUACUCAAUCUUGCUCAUUGUUUCUAUUGCUACAAGUCAAAGCUCUCGUUCUAUCAUUUAUUCUGCCUUUACUCAAUCAUUUAUUCUGGAUCUGGAAAUUUCAAAACUAGAGAAGACCUUCGUGGUCUUUGCUCGGGUUUUGGAGACCACCGGACCUGCAUCCUUCACCGGGGACUCCUGGAAACGCGGUACAAAUACCACCUCUCCCCACCUCGACCCACGGAAGGGAUGGCCCUCUCUCUGCAACAGACCUGCAACUCGCUCUGCUUGCACAAAUGGCGCCUCACUUCACCUCCUUCCCUUCACUGAGUUUAACCUUCCACUGUGCUUUAGAUCUGAGAAGAGUCCCAUGGAUUUCUUUGGAACUGAGCUACUCUCAGAUAAAGCUCAAAUCUCAGACUUUAAGAACGCCUCAAGCCACCGCAGCUCUUCAACUUCAUGUUACAAACGGGAUUCCGUAUCUCUUUCCGGUUGCUGCUUAAUCCCUAACUUUUCGAUCUUCACAGCCCCCUCUCCUCCAUCUUGCGCCACCACCCUUCAUCCCGCCGACGAGGUGUGCCCUAAUUCCGCCGCACGCACACUGCGCAAGCUCAGAUCCGUUGAACGUGAUGCUGACAUCAGCCCUUCCACUUCCUCUAUAUGGGCCAGGCCCAAGUCAUUUUCAAAAGUUAAUAGUUUUUCAAUGAGUCUCGAUGGAUUCACCGAACCUUUGAUCCAAACUAUUGUGAACGCAACGUUAUAUCCUUCGAUUCAGAAGCGAUCUUUAUUUUUGUGGGUGCCAGUGGAUUCACCAGUACCACCAUCUAAGACCUUCUCCAUGAGAAGAGUCGUCCCUCCUGCUACAAAGCAGAUGAAGUUGUCAAAAUCUCUAACCGUUUUGUUAUCUUGUGGAGCGGUCUGUACGGGGCCUGAAGAUGCAACGGAUUUCGUUUCGACGAUAUUCCGAGGUGUGGAUUGUCUAUCAACGUCACGAUUCAAAGUGACUAAGUUUCAACUUUCCGGCUUUGCCGUGAACUUUACUUCGACGCAUUCGAGUCUUACUCAGAAUUCGCUGUCAAUUUAUCCAAGAGGUUUCUCUACUUUUAUCUUUUAUGUUAUAUUGUUGUCGCUUUGUACUGUUAGUGGAGCCAUGAUUACUUCUUCUUCAAAGUGUAGCCCGAAUGUUUAAGUUUUAAUGAAAGCGGUGUUUCAAAAAAAAAAGAAAGAAA
Raphanus sativus (radish) is the source of this 1300-nucleotide messenger RNA. RefSeq lists its product as uncharacterized. The transcript has 2 exons. The coding region runs from base 442 to 1260 and encodes 272 amino acids. Lineage: Eukaryota; Viridiplantae; Streptophyta; Magnoliopsida; Brassicales; Brassicaceae. The record is from RefSeq and is a predicted model, not a curated record.